CCUGAGACUCUUCAUUGACUACUUUGCACUGUCAGGUUUUCGCUAACGAUUCAUCAACUUAAUUCAUCACUGAUGGACAGUGACUGGAAGGAGAAAGGGAGAAGGAGAAAAAUAAGUGGAAAGUAGAAAGAAAGAGUGGGUGGUAUAGGUAGGGAAAAGUUGAACCUGUGUAAUAAGUAGGUUUUAUUUGAGGACCCACAAGAAAAGAGAUAUUUAAUCCAAGAAAUAUCGAUUGGUCGGGAAACCUAGGACUCUUGAGAGAUUUAACCAUAUUUUAUCCACAGAGAUAGAGAAGGUUGAAUUUUUUCCAGAAUUUCCCCAUGGAAUUUGCAAUCACGUGUUACCUACAUCGACGUUCAUUGGUCUAAGAAACUGCGGGUCCACCCACACGCCGACGUAGAAGUUGGAGUGUCUUAGGACUUCGGAGAACACCAUUCUGCAUGGAUGUCGACGUUGAGAGUAACAUUUAAGGUCUACAACUACCCAGACAGCCAUGCCUUGCUUCACAAUGCUAUUAACCGUAACUGUAGUAUGCUGAAGAUGUACCUGUUUGGCUGCUGUUCUAACUUUGUGUUGGGCAGGCAAAGAUAAGAUGACCAGGGAACAUGCUGGAAUCGAAAUGGACCUCGCUUUUGGAUCAGUUAAGCCUUACGGGUCCUCUCGGAGUAUAGUUAGAAGAAUUGCUACGAGCCUUCCUCUGAAACCUUGCCCUCGUGUUCACUUUCAGCUUCAUCCUUAUACCGAAGGUGCCAGCAGUCUCAACAGCUCCGCUGAGCAGAAUGGGUUUGUGGCCUCGCUCGCGGAUGUGGCCUGGAUCGAGAGGGGUGCGGGCGACACCCCCGCCAGACUGCGGUCGGGGGCGGAGGCGGAGGCGGAGGCGGAGCCUGGGUUUAUUUUCCGCUCCCACCAGCGCCCGUCUUCCAGACCUCUGAAGAGACAGCGGUCUCUGCCCUCCUUGCACCAGGAGGCGCUAGAGCCCCAGGCUCCAGCAUUCCCCAACCAGGAGGCCAUUCAGAAGAUCAGCGCCCUGGAAACUGAGCUGGCCAAACUCCGGGCGCAGAUAGCACAGAUCGUAUUGGCCCAGGAGCAGACCGCCCAGCCUGCUGCUGCACAAGCUGGACCUGCUGCUGCCCCAGCCCCACCCGGAGGGGCUCCACCCCCGCCUCCACCACCCCCUCCCCCUCCCCCUCUACCCCCACCACCACCCCCCGGCCUUCAGCGGAGCGUUUCGGCCAUCGACCUCAUCCGAGAGCGCCGCGGGAAGAAGACGUCGACGCAGACCGCGCUCGACCCCGGGCCCAAGCAACCGGAGAUUCCCAGCAUGCUCGACGUGCUGAAAGACAUGGGCAAAGUCAAGCUGCGCUCCGUCAAGAGUCGGCCAGAGGACGGCCUUUCCAAGCCGAAGCCCAGUGACCCCACGGAUGCGGCCUCUCUCAUUGCCGAAGCUUUAAAGCGCAAGUUUGCUCACCGGUACCGCAGCGAGAGCUGGAGCGAGAGCUGGAGCGAGAGCGACUUCGGGCACCCCGCUCCCAGAGCGGAGUCUCCCCCAAACACCCCCGCGUUUGGACAGCACAUGUUGAAGCCCACGGGGAAGAAGAAGCUCCUUUAAGAGCGGGGAAUCUGAGGGUCUAGCCUGUCCAAUCAGAGCUGUGCUCCCUGCGCGCAGUCUUUUCGGGGGGAACUCGUGACCGGACAGAUGGAUAAGGGACCAAGGCGACCACCACAUUCUGGUGCUUGUGUGUCCUCGGGACAUGGAGAGGGCUUUCGCCUCUAUAAUAUCCACACUCGUAUACACAUGCAGCCACUUAGGUUUUAACUUAUUUUGUCUAAAACUCUUCUAAAUCGAUGCUAAUUUCAUAAUUCUGUAAAAAAUUGUAUUCAUUUUAAAGGUCAUGAGGGGUGUUCUUGAGCAUCCUCCUCUGUGAUACCUGCUUAAAGACACCUUCCUGUUCUGUUUAAAUGAUUCCAAGGCGGGACCUACGCUGAGAAGACCAUUUUGUUUUCCAUGUUUGGUCAUGUUAGGUGUUUUUUUUGUUUUUUUUUUUAAUGAAGCGGAGCUUUGUAUACAAAGGAAAGCACCAGUUUGUAAUCUUGAAGUCUUUAUGACCUUGAAACACUACAGGAAAUGGAGGAGGAAGGGGAAAUGGAGUUCAGAGAACAGACUCCAAAGCUAAGUGGUAUGAACAGUGCAGACGAGAAGAUCGACUGCAGGAGGCAGCCGGUCCUAUUGGCUGGACAGGUAUUGUACUGUGAACCUCACUGGUCUGCCUCUGAAAUGUGCCUUUUGGAGGAACAUUACUUUCAUUUCAUCACAGUUGCUGCUCACUGUCAGAUGAGGGAUUAGAGUUCAGAGCACUUUCUGUUGGCCUGUUUCAUCUUGUGGAAUGUUGUAUUACAUUUUGCUGUAAAAGUGUUUUUAUUUUUAUUUUAUUUUGGAUGGUUUAUAUUUAUAUUUGAAGUUAGGAAGUAUUUUUAGUAGACUAACUACUAAAAUUUUGCCAAGUAAUUUAUAUAAUUUGUGCUUCAUGUUAAUGAUGAAAUUGAAGCAUUUGUGGUAAAUAAAUGUAUCCAUACAUAUUAAAUGUGUAGGAAUGUUUUGAUCUGCUGACUUUGUGUAGUGUUGAAAUAAGUUACCAAGAAUCCACUAAAUCAGUACAAUGAUAAGAAAUGUUGCUAUUUAUAUUUAUGGUGCAAGACCGGUAAAAUGAAGCACAAAAUUAUAGCAAUGUCCUGGCCUUCUGAAUUCCUAAUUAAACUUGAAAAUAGUAAUGUCCAGUAAAUGACUGGUAUGUCACAGUAUAUUCUGACAAACAAUAUUCAUAUUGUGACAUUAAAUCAGCAAAAUUUGCAUUCCAAUGUCUCCUCGUAAAAUGCAGCGUCUUCAAAUGCAGCCUUAUUACUUAAAUCAUUUUUGAGUACAUACAUCAGUGUUAUAAAGCCAAAGACACUUGGAUGCAUAAAUAAUAUGGGGGGGAUUUGGUUUUUAUCAAAAAUAAAACUAGACCACUCAGGAGCCAUAAUUGUUUGAGCGACAUUUUGCCUGUCCUGCACUGAUAAUUUAGUCAUUCACAAAUGGUUUCAAGGAAAAUGCGUCUUAAAGAAAGGUUUGUCUGUGUUCUUUUUGUAGAACAACCAAAUCAUAGUCAGCCUUGGACCGGUCUAGAGUGCCUAUGGCUGUCCCUGUUAUAAGUUACAAAAUGUUUCAAUCCAAUGCACUGUGCUCAGGCUAAACGUUGGAUAGUUUUCUUCUCCUGAACAACAAAGCGAAUCAUUAAUUCAUCUUCAA
Messenger RNA from Anguilla anguilla (European eel), 3286 nucleotides. RefSeq names its product mitochondrial fission regulator 1 (gene mtfr1). Lineage: Eukaryota; Metazoa; Chordata; Actinopteri; Anguilliformes; Anguillidae. Gene Ontology annotation, cellular component: mitochondrion. Bases 593 to 1609 code for a protein of 338 amino acids. Gene Ontology annotation, biological process: mitochondrial fission; aerobic respiration. The transcript has 8 exons. The record is from RefSeq and is a predicted model, not a curated record.